CUGGCCCAAUUGCCAGCACUAGCCGGAGACAGGCUUUAAAGUGGAGGGAUCGGCGGGCGGGUAGUGCGCGCGGGCGUGGUGGUGGUGGGUGCUUUGACUGCAGGCCUCGGCACGGUAGGCACAAAUCAUUUUGGCCGCUGCGUCGCGUUGGGAGCAGUAUUCUACUGUGCCUGCGUCCCGACAAGCGAAAAGAAGAGACGGGGGAGGGUGGGAGAACGGAUACCGAAAGGGGUAGGAGAGUGAGCAGCCAGAGAACAGGGAGGUAGAGAGGAGGAGGAGGUAGAAGGCGAAAGAAGGGGAACCAAAUCUUGGACGGGAACACAUAGAUUUCUUUGGUGGAGGAAGGAGGAGGGCAACAAGAGGAGGUUACAGGUAGCCCAAUAGAUCUACUGCUGUUGAGGGAGUUGAUGCAAAGCUGAGUUGCUGCGCGUUGGCUUUCUUUAGAGAUGGCUUCAGCUGGUGUUGCCCCUUCUGGGUACAAGAACAGCAGCAGCACCAGCAUUGGUGCCGAAAAGUUGCAAGAUCACAUGAACGAGCUAAAGAUUAGAGAUGAUAAGGAAGUUGAAGCAACCAUAAUUAAUGGGAAAGGGACCGAAACUGGGCACAUAAUUGUCACCACUACUGGUGGCAAGAAUGGUCAACCAAAACAGACAGUGAGCUACAUGGCUGAGCGCAUUGUAGGUCAAGGUUCUUUUGGGAUUGUCUUCCAGGCCAAGUGUUUGGAAACGGGUGAGACUGUUGCCAUAAAGAAGGUUCUUCAAGACAAGCGUUACAAGAACCGCGAACUGCAGACCAUGCGCCUCCUUGACCACCCUAAUGUUGUUGCUUUGAAGCAUUGCUUCUUUUCAACAACUGAGAAGGAUGAGCUUUAUCUAAAUUUGGUCCUUGAGUAUGUUCCGGAGACAGUUCAUCGAGUUGUGAAACAUCACAACAAGAUGCACCAACGCAUGCCACUUAUUUAUGUGAAGCUUUAUAUGUACCAGAUAUGUAGAGCAUUGGCUUACAUUCAUGGUACUAUCGGUGUCUGCCACAGAGAUAUUAAGCCACAAAAUCUUCUGGUAUGCUGGAGAUUCUUCUAUUUUGCUCCUGUAUCAUUUUCAGAUGAAAUGGUUUGGUACUUAGAAAUUGAUUUUCAAACUUCACUACAGGUGAACCCACACACCCACCAGCUUAAAAUAUGUGACUUUGGUAGUGCAAAAGUUCUGGUCAAGGGGGAACCAAACAUAUCAUACAUCUGCUCGCGAUACUAUAGGGCUCCAGAGCUCAUAUUUGGUGCCACUGAGUAUACCACAGCGAUUGACAUUUGGUCUGCUGGUUGUGUUCUUGCUGAGCUUAUGCUAGGGCAGCCUUUGUUUCCAGGUGAAAGUGGUGUGGACCAACUCGUCGAAAUCAUCAAGGUCCUUGGUACUCCAACAAGGGAAGAAAUUAAAUGCAUGAACCCGAAUUACACAGAGUUUAAGUUCCCACAAAUCAAAGCUCACCCAUGGCACAAGGUAUUCAACAAAAGGAUGCCGCCAGAAGCUGUUGAUCUGGUCUCUCGGCUACUCCAGUACUCCCCAAAUCUGAGAUGCACUGCUGUGGAGGCGCUUGUCCACCCAUUCUUUGACGAGCUUCGAGAUCCUAAUACUCGUCUUCCAAAUGGCCGCUUCCUGCCACCCCUUUUCAACUUCAAGCCUCACGAAUUGAAAGGAGUCCCAGCAGACAUUGUUGCGAAAUUGGUUCCAGAACAUGCGAAGAAGCAAUGCUCUUAUGUUGGAUCGUGAGAUGACCGUGCCUUGGGACUGGAACCUGAGGUCGCAAUCGUGCAUUUCCCCUGGGAUGUUGGAUGAUCUUGAGGCAUGCGAGCCUGUCGUUGAAGAUGCAAGGUUACCUACUUGUACGACGUACGCCAAUGCGACCUGUGUAGCUGUGAGUAGUCUAAUGUUGCAGUGACAUGUAAUGGCGCACCCCCGUCCUACUAACAGAUGCUUACUGGAGAUUGCCAUAGCUGAUCUUGUAAUUUGUUAUAGGGCAGUAUGAAUAUAUUUAUGGUAGCUUGAAUCUAUUUGUGGAUUCACUUCGUUUUUCCAUGUUUCCUUGUCUCCAGACCUGGACUUGGACUGCUAUUGAUUUUUGUUUCAGAAUUCCUAGCUA
Zea mays is the source of this 2133-nucleotide messenger RNA. RefSeq lists its product as uncharacterized. The record is from RefSeq and is a predicted model, not a curated record. Gene Ontology annotation, cellular component: cytoplasm; nucleus. The transcript has 11 exons. The coding region runs from base 447 to 1763 and encodes 438 amino acids. Gene Ontology annotation, biological process: signal transduction; peptidyl-threonine phosphorylation; cell differentiation. Gene Ontology annotation, molecular function: ATP binding; protein serine/threonine kinase activity. Lineage: Eukaryota; Viridiplantae; Streptophyta; Magnoliopsida; Poales; Poaceae.